AUGGAUCCUCUGCCCGCGGACGAGCCUAGCCUCCAACCGGCUUCUAUCAAUCGUCGGGGCAAACCCCAGCUUUCCUGUAAUCUAUGUCGUCGGAGGAAGCUCCGAUGCAAUCGCAAACAGCCCUGUUCGACAUGCACCGCUCGUGGACUGGCGCUCUCGUGUGCCUAUCCCAACAAUCAAGCCCCACAAUCGCCCAGGCCACAUGGGACCCACAGGGGUCUCCCCAAAGCAACCGUUCAGGACCGUUUGGGCCAGUUGGAGCAGCUUGUCGUUUCGCUGAUGCAGAAGGCCACCUCCGAUAGCCAAGACCUACCAGACCAGCAUCCCGUCGCCUCGGUUCCCCAAGAUCACACCCAAGAAGGCUCAUCGGAAGAGGCUAUCAACUCCGAGGACUCUCCAGCUCAGUCUGACGGCGGAAGUGUAUGGUUUAGCACUUCAGAUGCCCGGUACGUCGGGGGAACACAUUGGGCUGCCAUCCUGGAUGGGAUCGCCGACCUCAAGGAGCAGCUUGAACAGGAAGACGAUGAGAACAUUGAAAAGCCUGCUAUGCUGCAUACUUUCCUGCUGUAUGGGUGUAAAUCAGCAAGUAAAGAAGACAUAUUGGCAGCUCUGCCCGAUAGACCCGCUGUCGAUCGCUACAUUUCUCAGUACUUUAAUCGAUUGGACUUGGCACCAUCGUGUCUACACAGUGGUCAAUUUUCACGCCAGUAUGAACAGUUCUGGGAAAAUCCAUCCGAGGCCUCGGUCAUGUGGCUGGGUCUCCUCUUCUCUAUGAUAUGUCUCGCAGUGCUGGCUUCAAGUGCGGCAGACUCCAGCUCAUCUCCGGGAGUCCGCAAUCCAUUGGUGGAUACGUACCGCGAAAAGAUAGUACAGUGUCUCAUUCUAGGCGAGUACACCAAAUCCGGGCGUUACGUAUUUGAAACCCUAUACCACUACUUGACCAUCGAGUAUUCCAUCCGGAAGGAUGCCGACCGGGACAUCUGGAUCCUUUCGGGAAUCUCGAUCAAUAUAGCUCUGCGCAUGGGUUACCACCGGGAUCCGUCGCACUUGCCAGGGAUAUCCCCAUUUGCGGGAGAGAUGCGACGGCGGGCCUGGGCCACCAUCUUGCAGGGAGAUAUUCUAAUCUCCACCCAGAUGGGCAUGCCACGAAUGAUCAAGGAUUGGCAAUGUGACACCAUAGAGCCCCGUAAUUUGAAUGACUCGGACUUCGAUGAGGAUUGCUCAGAGCUUCCCCCGUCCAGGCCAGUAACGGAGAUCACCACAGUCUCGCACCUGGUUGCCCGGCGGCGUAUAUUUGCCGCUUUGGGUGUGAUUGUCGAUUUCACCGCGUCGGUGCGACAGGUGGCCUACGACGAGGUAAUGCGACUAGAUCAGAUUCUACAUGACGCAGAGGCGACGGUCCCAGCAUAUCUCCGCAUGAAGGGCAUGGCUGCGGCGGUCACCGAUCCCCCGCAAGUGAUUAUGCAUCGGCUCUUUCUCAGACUGAUGUUCCACAAGGGUCAGAUCAUGCUACACUGCAAGUACUUAAGUCCGGACCUAGCCGCAUCUUCCGAUUGCCAAACGUCAUACUCCUACUCGCGUAGCUCUUGUAUAGAGGCAGCGUUGGGUAUUUUGGAGAUCCAGCGAAUACUCGACGAGGAAACCAGCCCAGAUGGGCAGCUUUAUAUGAUACGAUGGCGAGCUUCCUCCUUCAUGAAGCAUGAGUUUCUGACAGCCACGAUGCUACUAUGCUUUCUUACCCGACAGAGACAUAGUAUCCCAGAUUCUAUAACCGAUAGCCACAAUUUGGACCAAAUCAUGGCAGCGCUAACAAGGUCACAUGGUAUCUGGAUAAGGUCAAGGAAUUUGUCAGUUGAAGCGAAGACAGCCGCAGACACUCUCAGCAUUGUUCUGGCUAAAAAGCCGGAUGGUUCUAAUAUCAGCCCAGAGGACCAGGCUAUGAACAAUGAUUUCGCCCUAAAUUCAGCCCUGCCGAUGACCUUUCCCGCUGGAGUGCUCGAUGGAAAUGGUCUGGAAGAGAACUUUUCUUAUGGAUUCCCUUUCAUAGGGUCCAGUGAGAUGUUACCAGGCUCAGCCAUGGUGAUAGAUCCGAACUUCGCAUGGCAAUGGUAA
Molecule: messenger RNA, 2112 nt
Organism: Penicillium samsonianum
Lineage: Eukaryota; Fungi; Ascomycota; Eurotiomycetes; Eurotiales; Aspergillaceae
Product: transcriptional regulator family TF
Exons: 5
Coding region: 1-2112 (703 amino acids)
Biological process (GO): DNA-templated transcription; regulation of DNA-templated transcription
Cellular component (GO): nucleus
Molecular function (GO): zinc ion binding; DNA-binding transcription factor activity, RNA polymerase II-specific; DNA binding
Source: RefSeq, a predicted model, not a curated record